AUGAUUUCCUUCAUUUUUGUAGCAGUUGCACUCUUCUCACUUGUAAGCACUUCUACUUCUUCCUCUAUCAUUACCGACUUUCAUGCAUUAAUUGCACUCAAACAAGGCUUCAAGUUCUCUAAUCUGGACAUAAGCACUUGGAAUUCUUCCAAUCCAUCCUUGGUUUGUUCUUGGAGUGGAAUCAAAUGCUCCAAUGGACGAGUAGUCUCGCUUAAUGUAUCAAAUAUGAGUCUUUAUGGCUCUGUUUCACCAGCAAUUUCAAGACUUGACAAGCUGAUGGAACUCUCUAUUGAUGGAAACAACUUCGCUGGUGAAAUCAAGAUCGAAAAUAUGAGCACUCUCUGGUUUCUUAAUAUAUCAAACAACCUUUUUAAUGGGAGUUUGGAUUGGAAUUACUCAAGCCUUGCCAAUUUGGAAGUUCUUGAUGCAUAUAACAACAAUUUCUCUGCUUACCUUCCUCUGGGGAUACUAACUUUGAAGAAUCUCAAGCACUUGGAUUUGGGAGGAAACUAUUUCUACGGAAAAAUCCCAGAAAGAUAUGGAGAUUUGACUGGUUUGGAAUACCUGUCUCUUGAAGGAAAUGAUCUUCGAGGAAAGAUACCUCGAGAAUUGGGUAAUCUCACUAACUUGAGACAAGUUUACUUGGGCCAUAUCAAUAUUUUUGAGGGUGGUAUCCCAAGAGAAUUUGGCAAGUUGGUGAAUCUAAUCCUCAUGGAUCUUUCAACCUGUGGAUUGGAUGGUGCAAUCCCUCCUGAGUUGGGGAAUUUGAAGUCACUUGAUACAAUGUUUCUGUACAUCAAUCGCCUCUCAGGUCCAAUACCAAAGCAAUUAGGCAACUUAACAAGCCUAAAGACUCUCGAUCUUUCUGUCAAUGCGCUCACUGGAGAAGUCCCAUACGAGCUUAUCAACCUCAGGCAGAUCAAACUUCUAAAACUGUUCAUGAACAGAUUGCAUGGGUCCAUACCAAGUUACAUAGCUGAUUAUCCAAAUAUUGAAGUUCUUGAACUCUGGAAUAACAAUUUUACAGGCACUAUCCCGAAGAAUCUUGGAAAAAACCAGACGCUUAAGGACCUCGAUUUGUCUUCAAACAAGCUCACUGGUACGAUCCCUGAAGACUUGUGUGCCUUAAAACAGCUUAGAAUACUAAUUCUCCAUAAAAACUUUCUCUUUGGGUCACUGCCACAGGGCUUGGGCACAUGUUCGAGUCUUGUUAGGGUAAGGUUGGGGCAAAACUACUUGAAUGGGAGCAUUCCAACCGGUUUCAUAUACUUACCCCGGCUGAAUUUUGUUGAACUGCAGAACAAUAUGCUGUCUGGAUCAUUGUCUGAAAAUGGUAAUUCAUCUACCAGGCCAACUAAGUUAAGCCAAAUGAAUCUAUCAAACAAUCAACUUUCUGGACCCUUGCCAUUCUCUCUUUCCAAUUUGUCUUCCCUCCAAAUCCUUUCACUUAAUGGAAACAAUUUUUCCGGCUCAAUCCCUUCUUCCAUAGGUGAACUUCACCAAGCCCUAAAGCUUUCUCUAAAUGGGAAUUCUCUUGUUGGAGAAAUUCCACCUGAAAUAGGUAACUGUGUCCAUCUUACUUAUUUGGAUUUUAGCAACAACUACUUGUCAGGUUCAAUCCCACAAGAAAUAUCAAAUAUUCGAAUCUUGAAUUACCUAAACCUAUCAAGAAACCACUUGAAUGGAACCAUACCCCCAUCAAUUGGUACAAUAUCAAGUCUCACAACAGCUGACUUUUCAUUCAAUGAUCUCUCUGGUAAGCUACCCGAAUCAGGCCAGUUCUCACUCUUCAAUGCUUCUUCAUUUGCUGGUAAUCCCAAACUUUGUGGAUCCUCAUUCAACAACCCCUGCAAUGCCUCUGCAAUUACAAGCCCACCAAGAAAAUCCCACAGUGCAAUCAAGCUGGUCUUUGCCUUAGGCCUUUUAGUCUGUUCUCUAGUUUUCGUCACUGCAGCUAUAAUCAAGGCCAAAUCAUUCAACAAAUACACCUCAAAUUCCUGGAAAAUCACCGCCUUCCAAAAGCUAGAUUUCACAGUCUCUGAUGUUCUUGAAUGCAUAAAAGAUGGCAAUGUAAUCGGAAGAGGAGGCGCCGGAAUAGUCUAUCACGGCAAAACUCCAAAUGGGGUCGAAUUUGCUGUCAAAAAACUUCUGGGAUUUGGCAACAGCCACGAUCACGGCUUUAGGGCUGAAAUUCGAACAUUAGAUGGUGGAGCCUCCGAGAGCAUGUCCGCCAUUGCAGGGUCCUAUGGGUAUAUUGCUCCAGAAUAUGCCUACACAUUGAGAGUAGACGAAAAGAGUGAUGUUUACAGUUUUGGAGUAGUUGUUUUGGAGCUCAUCACCGGACGACAGCCCGUUGGCAAUUUUGGGGAAGGAGUCGAUAUUGUGCAGUGGAUGAAGCUAACAACGAACUGUCAAAGAGAAAAAGUUGUUGAUAUAAUUGAUCAAAGGUUAAAACUUGUGCCUAAAAAUGAAGCCAUGCAUUUGUUCUUUGUUGCCAUGCUCUGUGUUCAAGAAAACAGCAUUGAACGGCCAACCAUGAGAGAGGUUGUUCAAAUGUUAUCAGAAUUCCCUCGUUCCUCCUCGUCUUCCUUCUGUCAUUACUCAGAACAACCUUGA
Fraxinus pennsylvanica is the source of this 2616-nucleotide messenger RNA. NCBI's taxonomy places the organism in Eukaryota, Viridiplantae, Streptophyta, Magnoliopsida, Lamiales, Oleaceae. The record is from the annotation of a GenBank genome assembly.